CACACGUGCGUUGCGCGACCAAAGCGCUCUCCUCCAUCCACUCGUGCGCUAUCAACCAUGUCGUUGCGGCAAAAGGCUGAAGCUCUAAGGCAAAAGAUCGAUAAUCUCCUUGUGGUGGGAGUUGAUAUGGCGGUUCCGAUUCUCAGGGUCGUCAAUGCUACCGCUGAUUGGUGUCCCCCUCUAAAGAUGGCGACUGGCGGUGCACUCUCCAUCCUCGACGAGGUUAAAAAGUUCAAGGGGAACAAGAAACAAUGGGCUGAUUUUGCUGAAUACGUAGCUAGCACUAUGGCCAGGGUAGUUUCAGCCAUAAAGUCUUAUGAUGUGUCAGCGAAAGAGGCAACAUCAUGGGUGGAGGGUGUCACAGAGCUUGGGAACGCACUACAGGAGAUCCGGUCCAAAAUUGAACGAAGACUUAGAAAAGUAGAAGAACGGUCAGCUGUAAGAAAUGCAUUGUCCCACUAUCGAGACCCAGGAAGAAUCGAGGACCUAAAGAGAGACUUUGACAAAGCGUUGGCAUCAUUUCAGCUUAGGACGAAUUUAACAAUUGGUGUCAAAUUAUCGACCAUAGAGGACAGCUUAGACCGUCUGGAGAGUGACCCAAUCCUCGAUAAUCUCCGAUAUCCUCAAAUCGCCCACCAUGAUUCAACAGAGGCGUGCCUAGAAGGCACCAGGGUCGAUCUCACGGAGCGUAUUAUGAACUGGUGUCGUAACACCGGGGAUAACGAGAACCGGCUGAUGCUACUGACUUCUGUGGCCGGCGCUGGCAAGACUUCGAUUGUGCACACGAUUGCAGAUAGAUGUAACAGGGAGGCUAUCCUGUUGCUGUGCUUUUUCUUCACAGUUGGCGAACAGCCACGGCCGGACCAUUUAUUCAGCGGCAUUGCUCAAGCUCUAGCAAAGCGUGAUGGAGAUUACCGUGCCUUCAUUAUCUCUGCCCUUCGGAAAGACCCCACCCUCUCAACAGCCCCAUUCACGAUGCAAUUCAAGGAAUUAGUGGCUUCACCCCUGCUCCAUAAACCUCCGCCUUCCGACCGUCCUAUGGUGAUCAUCAUCGACGCUUUGGACGAAUGUGACAAAGAAGUGUUCGGAUCCCUUGCCGAAAUUCUUGGGGACGAAGUGCCCAGGCUACCAUCUUCCGUUAAAUUCUUCAUCACAUCGAGGCAAUUUGAUCUUGUGAAUCGCUACCUCUCCCCCGAUUACCCAAUUGAUCGUCUCAGUAUUGAUCUCUCGGAUGAGGCAAAUGUGCAGGACUGUGCUAGGUACAUACGUUUCCAGCUGCAAAAGCUGAAGAAGGUACAUCGGGAUUUACGGCGUAAUCUUCAGGAUGAGGAUAAAAUGGUACAGGAGAUCUCAGAACGAGCAAAUGGCUUGUUUAUCUGGAUCAGCACCAUCUUUCGCUACAUGAAGAUGGCCAACAAGGAUCCUAUGAGGAUACUAGAAAGUCUGCUCGACACUGGUGCCAAACGACCAGAGGUCCCUGCUGUGAAGAUGAUGGAAGACUUGUAUACCAGCAUUUUGAAGAAGUGCGCUUGGGAGGAUGAAGAUUUUGCGCACGAUUACCCAAUUGUGAUGGGAGCAAUCUUCGUUGCUCAGCAGCCUCUGUCCAUCACAGCCUGGGACGUAAUUUUAUUACCUUUCCUCAAUUCUUCCGUUCAAUAUGCGUUGGCCGAACUUGCUCCUCUGCUCUCAGGAGUUGAGGAUUCCCACAUUCCGGUUCGCAUCUUACACCAAUCUUUCCGCGAUUUUAUUGUCCAUCGGAUCGAUCCCCGAACAAUCAGCUCUCAUUGCACUCUCAUAGCUGUGGGAGUGGAGAAUGCCAGGGUUGCCUUGCGAUGUACCGAGAUUUUGAACGAGGAUCUCUGCUCUGUGAAGGGCUUAGGACAGAUUGAAAACUUGUCCGAAAAAGAUGAAAUGCCGCGCAUUCCUCCAAAGGAGUUCUCUGAGCACUUUCGUUAUGCAUGUCGCCACAUCGUCCAUCACCUCAGUGGAGUCCAGGAACGGUCCGAAGAGCUUGCUGGGCCAGUUAGUAUGUUUCUGAGUCAGGAAGCAACUCGGUGGGUGGAAGUCUGUGUGAGAAUGGAAAACUACGUCAGUAUCUCGUUACUCCCUGAGUGGGCUAAGUUGGCUGUUGACCACAGGGCUGUUAGUGCACUGGCUAAUGUGGUUAGCCAGCUUUCGUGGAACCUGGAAUUCUUUUCAAGAUUCCAGGAGGCAUAUGAGGCAGCAAAUGAUUCUGUUGUGCUCUGCCAUUACCUAUUUUCUGUGGACUCAAGUUCCUACACCCCGCAUUUAGCUAAUUCACUCAAUAGUCUGUAUGUCGCUCUUCACAGACUCGGACAGCACUCAGAGGCACUCCCAUUCAUCGAAGAAAGCGUCAAACUCUAUCGCCAGCUAGUUGCCGUUAACCCAGGAUCAUACACCCCAGAUUUGGCCAUGUCACUCAACAAUCUAUAUGCCGCACUUUCCGAUCUCGGACAGCACUCGGAGGCACUCCCAUUCAUCGAAGAAAGCGUCAAACUCCGUCGCCAGCUAGUUGCCGUUAACCCAGGAUCAUACACCCCAGAUUUGGCCAGCUCACUCAACAAUCUACGUAAUGCUCUUUCCAAUCUCGGACGGCACUCGGAGGCACUCCCAUUCAUCAAAGAAAGUGUCAAACUCUAUCGCCAGCUAGUUGCUGUUAACCCAGGAUCAUACACCCCAGAUUUGGCCAUGUCACUCAACAAUCUACAUAAUGCUCUUUCCUAUCUCGGACGACACUCGGAGGCACUCCCAUUCAUCGAAGAAAGCGUCAGACUCCGUCGCCAAUUAGUUGCCAUUAACCCAGGAUCAUACACCCCAGAUUUGGCCAUGUCACUCAACAAUCUACAUAAUGCUCUUUCCUAUCUUGGACAGCACUCAGAGGCACUCACAUUCACCGAAGAGAGCGUCAAACUUUAUCGCCAGUUAGUUGCUGUUAACCCAGGAUCAUACACCCCAGAGUUGGCCAUGUCACUCAACAAUCUAUGUAUUGCUCUUUCAGAUCUCGGACGACACUCGGAGGCACUCCCAUUCAUUGAAGAAAGCGUCAAACUCUAUCGCCAGUUAGUUGCUGUUAACCCAGGAUCAUACACCCCAGAUUUGGCCAGGUCACUCAACAAUCUACGUAAUGCUCUUUCCUAUCUCAGACGACACUCAGAGGCACUCCCAUUCAUUGAAGCAAGUGUCAAACUCUAUCGUCAGCUAGUUGCUGUUCACCCAGGAUCAUACACCCCAGAUUUGGCCAGGUCACUCAACAAUCUACAUAAUGCUCUUUCCUAUCUCGGACGACACUCGGAGGCACUCCCAUUCAUCAAAGAAAGUGUCAAACUCCAUCGCCAGUUAGUUGCCGUUAACCCAGGAUCAUACACCCUGGAUUUGGCCAACUCACUCAACAAUCUAUAUGCUGCUCUUUCCAAUCUCAGAUGGCACUCAGAGGCACUCCCAUUCAUCGAAGAAAGUGUCAAACUCCAUCGCCAGCUAGUUGCCAUUAACCCAGGAGCAUACACCCCAAAAUUGGCCAUCUCACUUGAGAAUCUACACAAUGCUCUUGCCAAUCUCGGACAUCAUUCCGAGGCACAAAUGGUCAAUAUUUGAGCAUGUUCUCCUCACCAUUGCAUUCUCCUUGCACAUGAUGGGCAAGCUCGAAUUGGAUAUUCAGCUUGAGAACACCAAUAAAUUCAACCUAUUGCAAACUAUUGAUAAAAUAUUUAUAGAGUUCACUGGCUGCUACACUCAUUGGGUAGGUAGAAAUAUUA
Messenger RNA from Cantharellus anzutake, 3773 nucleotides. RefSeq lists its product as uncharacterized. The record is from RefSeq and is a predicted model, not a curated record. Gene Ontology annotation, biological process: cell surface receptor signaling pathway. Gene Ontology annotation, molecular function: protein binding. NCBI's taxonomy places the organism in Eukaryota, Fungi, Basidiomycota, Agaricomycetes, Cantharellales, Hydnaceae. The transcript is spliced from 5 exons. Bases 58 to 3612 code for a protein of 1184 amino acids.